Aspergillus versicolor CBS 583.65 is the source of this 2285-nucleotide messenger RNA. Its product is annotated as methylisocitrate lyase ICL2. The record is from RefSeq and is a predicted model, not a curated record. Gene Ontology annotation, molecular function: methylisocitrate lyase activity; isocitrate lyase activity. The transcript is spliced from 6 exons. Gene Ontology annotation, cellular component: mitochondrial matrix. The coding region runs from base 164 to 1975 and encodes 603 amino acids. Lineage: Eukaryota; Fungi; Ascomycota; Eurotiomycetes; Eurotiales; Aspergillaceae.
CUUGGUUAUCCUUGUAUAAGCGAGCCGCGGGGAAACGGCAACCCCAGUCCCAGACCGAGGUCGGUCUACCGCCGAGCCAUAAUAACUGCUCCUCCCUUCACUCCGUUACGGACCUUCCUUUUUGCCCAUCAGGGGUUUCUGCAUUAUCCAAAUUACUCUCUGAAUGAUGCUGCGAUCAGUGCCCCGUCGACUUCCACGUCGGAUUCCUCCCAUCUCAGCGACCGCAGGCGGUCCUUCUCGUCUUGCUCUGCGCCCUUUCACAUGCGGUUACCUUCGGAUGUCGUCGUCAUCGCUGCCGCCCGUCCAGCCUCCGGUUUCCUCAACACUCCCCGGCGAUUCGUACCAACUUCUGUCGACCGCCGAUAAGGCUGGAGCUGCGGAGGAUGCACUCUACGAGCAACAGAUCAAAGAUGUCGAGGCGUGGUGGAAUUCUCCCCGCUUCGAGGGCAUCAAGCGGCCGUACUCGGCUGCCGAUGUGGUCAGCAAACGGGGCUCUUUGCAACAAUCGUAUCCCAGCUCGUUGAUGGCUCGGAAGCUCUUCAAUUUGUUGAAUGAGAGAGCUGCGGAAAACAAGCCUGUUCACACGAUGGGCGCAAUUGACCCAAUUCAGAUGACACAGCAGGCUCCUAACCAGGAAGUCUUGUAUAUUUCUGGAUGGGCUUGCUCUUCGGCGUUGACCACUACCAACGAGGUUUCUCCGGAUUUUGGAGACUACCCAUACAACACCGUACCAAACCAGGUUGAGAGACUGUUUAAGGCUCAGCAAUUGCACGAUCGGAAGCAUUGGGACGCACGACGAAAGCUCACACCGGAACAACGAAAGUCUACUCCUUACGUUGACUACAUGAGACCGAUUAUUGCAGAUGGCGACACAGGACAUGGUGGCCUGACUGCGGUGCUGAAACUGGCCAAGCUCUUUGCCGAAAAUGGUGCUGCGGCUGUUCACUUCGAGGAUCAGCUUCACGGCGGAAAGAAAUGCGGCCAUCUGGCGGGUAAAGUCCUAGUUCCGAUGGGUGAGCAUAUCAAUCGACUCGUGGCGGCGCGCUUCCAGUGGGAUAUGAUGGGUGUUGAGAACCUCGUUAUCGCUCGGACCGACUCGGAGAGUGGUAAACUUCUCAGCAGCGCUAUCGAUGUCAGGGACCACGAAUUCAUCCUCGGUGUCACCCAAGAGUCGGAGCCUCUUGCGGAGACUUUGCAGGCUAUGGAGAGGGAAGGCGCCGCUCCUUCGGAGAUUGACGCCUAUGAAUUGGACUGGGUCAAGAAGCAUAAACUUGUGACCUUUGAUGAGGCUGUCGAUGCUCAUCUCGAGGCCGAGGGCGCGCCUCAAACCGCACGCGAUGCAUACAAGAAGCACGUCAAAGAAAACCCAGACCUCUCCAUUUCUCGCCGUCGUGCCUUGGCCAAUGACUACACUAAGACUCCUGUCGUCUGGUCAUGCGACAUCCCCCGCACCAGAGAAGGGUUCUACCACUACCGCGCAGGUUUCCCAGCUGCGACCAAGCGCGCGAAGGAAUUCGGCCCUUACGCGGACCUUCUCUGGGUUGAGACAGGCGAUCCAGAUGUCGCAAAGGCUGGUACACUCGCAGGAGAAGUACGGGCCGCGCACCCUGGCAAGAAACUCGUGUACAACCUGAGCCCGUCAUUUAACUGGAUGGGACAAGGUUUCGAUGAGGCCUCACUCAAGUCAUUCAUCUGGGAUCUCGCACAGCAUGGUUUCGUCCUUCAAUUGAUUUCCCUCGCCGGUAUCCACAGCGGUGCCACCAUCACGGCUGAGCUCUCCCGCGCCUUCAAGGACGACGGAAUGCUCGCCUACGUCCGCCUCAUCCAGUCGCGCGAGAAGGAACUCGGCGUUGAUGUCCUCACUCACCAGAAAUGGAGCGGUGCGCCGUACAUGGAUGGUAUUGUAGGCGCCAUCCAGAGUGGAAGCAGCACCGGGAAGAGUAUGGGUGAAGGAAACACGGAGAAGGGCUUUUAAACUUUGGACAGAAUGAAGAUGGGACUGUGAUUAAAAUAAAUGAGACUUGAUUGUAAAUCAACCCUUCAUGAGAAGCACCGCGAUGUUAUUUGAUAGAAUACCAUAGCUCUUACUUUUUAUAAUUCAUGCAAUGACCGAAUAUCCUUGUUUUUCUUACCUGAUCUAAAUUGCCGUACAUUCCAAUAUUAAUUAAUAUACGCCCAGCACUAGCAAGAUCUAUUGCCAUCCCUACCCUAAUUUACGGUCUAACUAAACAGUCCUCACACACCUCGCCAAAAACCCCUUGACGCUCUCAACAUCAUCCAGGGCC